Hyaena hyaena (striped hyena) is the source of this 2078-nucleotide messenger RNA. It is a transcript of the gene AGK, whose product is annotated as acylglycerol kinase. The record is from RefSeq and is a predicted model, not a curated record. Gene Ontology annotation, biological process: ceramide biosynthetic process; protein insertion into mitochondrial inner membrane. Bases 99 to 1364 code for a protein of 421 amino acids. The transcript is spliced from 16 exons. NCBI's taxonomy places the organism in Eukaryota, Metazoa, Chordata, Mammalia, Carnivora, Hyaenidae. Gene Ontology annotation, cellular component: TIM22 mitochondrial import inner membrane insertion complex; mitochondrion. Gene Ontology annotation, molecular function: ATP-dependent diacylglycerol kinase activity; ceramide kinase activity; acylglycerol kinase activity.
CUCACAGGAGUGCGUGAGAGUCUCUCUUCUCAUCUUGUCAUCUGUGAAUAUGCUCAUUUAAAAAACUUGUUAAUUUUAGAGCAAAUCCCUAGGAGAAGAUGACCGUGUUCUUUAAAACGCUUAGAAAUCAUUGGAAGAAAACUACAGCUGGGAUCUGUCUGCUGACAUGGGGAAGCCAUUGGCUGUAUGGAAAACACUGUGAUAACCUGCUAAGGAGAGCUGCCUGCCAAGAAGCUCAGGUGUUUGGCAACCAACUCAUUCCUCCCAAUGCACAAGUGAAGAAGGCCACGGUUUUUCUCAAUCCUGCAGCUUGCAAAGGCAAAGCAAGGACUCUAUUUGAGAAAAAUGCUGCCCCAAUUUUACACUUAUCUGGCAUGGAUGUGACAGUCGUCAAGACCGAUUAUGAGGGCCAAGCCAAGAAACUUCUGGAACUGUUGGAAAACACAGACGUGAUCAUUGUUGCAGGCGGGGAUGGGACACUGCAGGAGGUAAUUACUGGAGUUCUCCGAAGAGCAGAUGAGGCUUCCUUCAGUAAAAUUCCCAUUGGAUUUAUCCCACUGGGACAGACCAGUAGUUUGAGUCAUACUCUCUUUGCCGAAAGUGGAAACAAAGUCCAACAUAUUACAGAUGCUACACUUGCCAUUGUGAAAGGAGAGACCAUUCCACUUGAUGUCUUGCAGAUCAAGGGUGAAAAGGAACAGCCCGUGUUUGCAAUGACUGGCCUUCGAUGGGGAUCCUUCAGAGAUGCUGGCGUCAAAGUUAGCAAGUACUGGUAUCUUGGUCCCCUAAAAACCAAAGCGGCUCACUUCUUCAGUACUCUUAAGGAGUGGCCGCAGACUCAUCAAGCCUCUAUCUCGUACACGGGACCCACAGAGAGACUUCCCAGUGGAGCAGAAGAGACCCCUCCGCGGCCCUCUCUGUACAGGAGAAUACUGCGAAGGCUCGCGUCGUACUGGGCCCAGCCACAGGACGCCCUUUCCCAGGAGGUGAGGCCCGAGGUCUGGAAAGAAGUGCAGCUGUCCACCAUUGAGCUGUCCAUCACCACGCGGAACAGCCAGCCGGACCUGAUGAGCAACGAAGACUUCAUGAACAUCUGCAUUGAACCCGACACUGUCAGCAAAGGGGACUUCAUAACCAUAGGAAGCAAAAAGGUGAGGGACCCCAGGCUGCGUGCUGCCGGCACCGAGUGUCUCCAGGCUAGCAAGUGCACCCUGCUGCUUCCCGAGGGAACCGAGGGCUCUUUCAGCAUCGACAGCGAGGAGUACGAGGCGAUGCCCGUGGAGGUGAAGCUGCUGCCCCGCAAGCUGCAGUUCUUCUGCGACCCCAGGAAGCGAGAGCAGCUGCUGCCGCCCUCUGCCCAGUGAGCCGAGAGCCCGGAGGGCAACUCCCGGUGGGACCAAAAGGGAGCAGAGGCCUCCCCCCUCCCCGCAGGGCUUCUCCCGGCCAGUACCCGCCCCUUUGAAGCGCUCCCUCAGGGCUCCCCAGCCCGCCUCCCGGCUGCGCAUGCUCCUCCGUCCCUGGGCCACUGUCUCCCCUCCGUGCCGCCAUCCCCAGGCCGGGUCCACCAGGGGCCCACGUGCAGUGGAGGGAAAGGGGCCGGGACUUGAGGGAGGUGCCUGCCUUCCCCACCGCCGCCCCCUGUCUAGGCCUCUCCACGGGUGCUGCUACCUUCUGAGCGCAGAUUCCAUUGUAGCUGGUCCCCCUCCUCCCCUCAGUCGUGGCUGAGACGCUGUAAGAUACGAGUUUGUAUUAUUUUCUCAAGUAGUGCUUAAGUCUUGGUUUGCAUGAGAACCAGCUGGGGUGCAUGUUGAAAACCUAGCAACUCAAUCUGGGGCCCCAGGAUCUGCAUUGCUAAGAAAGCGGGCACCCUUCCCCAGGUGCGACUACUCCGCGAGGUCCCCCAGCCUUCGCUGGCCAGUGUUGUAAAAGCACACCAUCCGCGCACCCCUACAAGCAUUGGGGAAGAUCCUGUAUCCCUCACACUUUCUAGAUAUCAACUUACGAGUUGCCUAUAUGUGUAUUUCCUGGUGUCAUGUAAAUAUUAUUUUAAAAUAAAGCUGUUAUAUCACUCUUUUAAA